This is a messenger RNA of Vicia faba (fava bean), 303 nucleotides long. The record is from the annotation of a GenBank genome assembly. Lineage: Eukaryota; Viridiplantae; Streptophyta; Magnoliopsida; Fabales; Fabaceae.
AUGAAGUCGCAUGCUGGCGAGGCUUUGGGAGCCCUUCAACAAGAGAAGGAAUCUCAAGUUAAGGAUCGUGAAGCCUAUGAGGGACGAGUGGCUGGACUAAUGAUGGAGGUUGAUGAGCCCCUCCAGAAAAAUCUUAAGAGGGUGUACCAAGCCUUUGAACAAGCGGCUGAUCAAGUGGAAGCACUUUAUCGAACAUAUCUAUUCCCCGCUUUUAACUUGAACCGUUCAAGGUCGUUCAGACGAGGCCUUGGUGGAGGAUGUAGUUUCAACAUCUCAAAAUGGAGUGACUUGAUUUGUUUUUAA